Molecule: messenger RNA, 664 nt
Organism: Rhagoletis pomonella (apple maggot)
Lineage: Eukaryota; Metazoa; Arthropoda; Insecta; Diptera; Tephritidae
Exons: 6
Coding region: 33-500 (155 amino acids)
Source: RefSeq, a predicted model, not a curated record
AAGUAUUAAUCACGAAUAGAAUUGUUUACAAAAUGAAACUCAUUUUGUUGUUAUCCCUUUGCUUAGUUAUUGUAGUGCUUUUCCUGGCAGCUACACCUCAAGCAAAUGCAGCACCAGCAACGGACACUGAGGAAGUGGUAGAAGAAAAUGUUAGCGAGGAUUCACUGCCGGAGCGUCCUCGUCCAGACGUUGAACCAUUGAGGCCAUUUAGACCUUUUCUGCCGUUCAGACCCUUUCCUUUUAAUCCUUUUAACUUCACUGGAAAUCCUUUUAGGCCACUACCGUUUAUCUUUCCUCCACGAAACUUAACGGGUCGUCCCUUCCUAAAUUUUUCUAAUUCCUUCAAGUCCGAUGUAAACAGCACUCAAUCACAACCAACAAAAUGCAAAAACCAUUUUUUUCCUGUUAUUCCUGAUGACUUUGAUGACGACGAUAGCGCACCAGUCAAGGAUGAAGAUGUUAAAGAACGGCUGAAUCGAGAACCACGUGGCCUAGAUUAAAAGCCUUUUCCAUCAGCUUCUUCCAAUAAAGUUUUGUUUCAAAUGGUUGAAAUUAAUUAAUACACAUGCAUCUCCAAUAUUUUUCUUUGAAAUCGUUGAAUAUUAAUAUUAUAUACAUAUAUAUGUAAGUAAGAAAAUGAAAUAAAUAAAUUGCAAAACUAAAA